AUGGGUUCUAAAACUUGCUCUUCCCUUUUCCUCACACUUAACGUCCUCUUCUUUGCAGUUGUCUCAGCUCAUGGGCCAUGCCCUGGUCCAAACCCAAACCCAAACCCGAAGCCUAAGCCCAGGCCCACCAGCCUUUCAGGUGGUUCUAACACUUUAGAAGCCUCUUCUUGCCCACGUGAUGAACUCAAACUAGGCAUAUGCACCAAUUUGCUAAACAGAACCGUGAACAUCACUUUGGGUGAACCACCAGUUAUCCCUUGCUGCUCCCUCAUCGCGGGCCUAGUUGAUUUUGAAGCUGCAGUGUGCCUCUGCACUCCCCUCAGACAAAACAUUUUGGGCAUCGACCUUGACAUCCCUGUCAUAUUCAACUUUCUUUUCAACAUUUGCUCAAGGGAAGUCCCACGUGACUUUUUAUGUUAA
Messenger RNA from Glycine soja, 420 nucleotides. RefSeq names its product 14 kDa proline-rich protein DC2.15-like. The transcript has a single exon. NCBI's taxonomy places the organism in Eukaryota, Viridiplantae, Streptophyta, Magnoliopsida, Fabales, Fabaceae. The coding region runs from base 1 to 420 and encodes 139 amino acids. The record is from RefSeq and is a predicted model, not a curated record.